Molecule: messenger RNA, 4556 nt
Organism: Leptidea sinapis
Lineage: Eukaryota; Metazoa; Arthropoda; Insecta; Lepidoptera; Pieridae
Gene: dimm
Product: class A basic helix-loop-helix protein 15-like
Exons: 5
Coding region: 200-832 (210 amino acids)
Molecular function (GO): protein dimerization activity
Source: RefSeq, a predicted model, not a curated record
UCGGAGACAGAACCAGCCGAGCUGCCUUAGCGAAUGCCCGCGUCGAUCGCUUGCGCUCAGUGAUUUUGACACGUUUGAUUAAACGCGAUCCUGACAUCGGAAAUACUUUCGCCAGUCGACGAUCUCAUGUUAAUUAUGAUAACACAGUGAAUUUAACAGUGCAGUUUCCGGAACCACGGCGGGUUUACAAGAGCUGAAAAUGCCCCAAUGGGCGAGUGGGGAGAUUGCGGAAUCAGAAGCGAUGUCGCCGAAUACGACGAUACUGUAUUACGACGACGACGGCUCUGAGUACUACGACAACAAAACCGAAGACGCCGACACGAAGAUUGAACAAGCUGGAGAUUUUUACGACAGCGGAAGCGGCAGCGACGAGCAAGUUGCUCGGCGAGUUUGUCGGCCUCGACGAACAGCGGCGAGUUCGUCGUCGUCGGGUACCACGAGUGGGGCAGGCGCUGGAGGCCCGGGAAGGCGCAGGCGAUGUGGGAUAUCCGCGAGGGAACGAAACCUACGGAGACUGGAGAGCAACGAACGUGAACGAAUGCGAAUGCACUCGCUCAACCGCGCGUUCGAAGAACUCCGUCGUGUGAUUCCUCAUGUGAAGAAGGAUAACAGAAGUCUUUCAAAGAUAGAGACACUUACUCUUGCCAAAAACUACGUGAAGGCUCUAACAAAUGCUAUUUGGACUAUGAGGGGAGAGGUGCCCCGUUAUCAAUUUAACAGUGAGGACGACAACGUGGAGCCAGUAUUCGUGAUACCUCGAGAUCAGGAACAGAACAACAAUGUGCCAAUUGAACGUGAUGAAGAAGAUCUAACGCCGAACGUGUGCCGUUGACGCCGAAACAAACGAUAAUUCACGCGCAAACUUAGCGAAUCCAACAGACCCACAAAUGCUCAUCGCAUUUGUAACCGUAAUCUGAUAAAUAUAUUAUAAUCAUUAACUUAGAUAUCUAUGUUGUGUGUUUAUCAAUGUGUAGCGCACACUAGAACAAAACAUUGUUGAAUUUCUUCUAGUCUAUAUUUUAACGGCUUAACUUUAAAUCUAUGGUCUGAUAAAUUACGAAACUUGAGCCUACGGAUUUUUCUCUCAUAGCUGCGAUUUCAACGGCGUCUUCACGCAUUUGCAUAAAAAAUACCUUAAAAGACCGUUCUAUAUAAGGUUGUUAUUGCUAUGUCAUCGCUGUGAGUCUGAAAAGGAGCUUAGUUAGAUAGUAACCCUUGUAUAAAUAAGGUCUUGCCCAUACAAAAAUAUCCCCUGCGAGGUACCUAUGCAUGCAUUUUAAAUAAUAGUCAAUCUUAUAUUUUCUCGGUGGUCUUUAUUAAUUAUAUUUUAUUAAUAUUAACUAGUUGACCUUAUUAUAGUGAAUACACGCGUCGCCAUGAAAUGGAUUGUAUUUGAGUUUGAGCGCGACGUAAGCAUGUUUUAGUGUUAUUAGACAGAAACCUCUUUGGUCAUCAAUCUUAUCUUUUUGCGUCUUUGUCCGCAGUGUACUAUUAAAUGGUAGACUUUGUAAGAAUUUACUUGUAGCGACCUGGCGCUUCUAUAAAGAACUAGUUAAUACAAAUAUUUAAAAAUGGUUUCUAGCUAGUAUUAGAGAGCAAAACUUAACAUUAUAGAUGAUUGUAUACAGAACUAUAGUAACAGCUUUCAGUCUUGUAAUUUAACUGUGAGCAGUGCCGGGAUAAUUCUUUCAAAGAGCCAUUGAACUUUAUAGGAAGUAGUCGGUUACCGAGUGUCUUCACGACGUUUCACGUUUUCGUGACAUCAAGUAAAUUAAAUAUACUAUCUUAAAAAGUAUCACUCAAAAAAAUACGUUCGCGCGGGCCCGUAGCUAUUGCUACGUGGUUAAUCCGGCCCUGACUGUGAGAUACUUCUAUUAUAAAAAUAUGAUGAGGUCCAUAAUUUAAAAUAUUUACAGUAUGCAGUAUGCACAAUAAAAUUAAUUACUCACACUGGCUCUCAGUGGGGUCACAUGUUAAGCAGCUCUAUUUGCCCAGAUCCUGUCAACUUACUCUACCUUAUUCCAGUUAAAUGACACAUGAAGUCUUUCAUAGACGCUCUCUAAUUGUUAGAAGACCACAGCACAUCUCCACAUUCAUUGUGGAAUGUUGACCUUUGUCACCACUCCUAUCCAACCCUACAUAACCAAACCGCCUCAAGAAAUAAAAUAUUUAAAAAGAAAAUAAAAAUUUAAAUCUACUGGGUCAAUUAUUCAAAAAUUUCGUCCGGUAUACUUAUCUUUUUUAAUUUACAUUUGCAUUAAAAAGUAAUGUUAAUUAAUAUCAGAUUUAGUUUAGUUAGUUUUCAUAUCAGGUACUAUCCGAAUUUAUUCAAAUAUUUUUGUUUUAAUGUAAAAAUCAAGCAUAAAAACAAAUAUGUAACUCUGUAACGUUUUGUGAUUUUCAUUUUUCAACACGUUAAGCUUUCAAACCAGCCAGCUCUCUACGAAAAAUGCGAUCGUAUGAAACGUGGAGUCAUUGAUAGAUUGGCAGAUGACGGCUAUAAUCUUGUAAAAAACGAAGAUAGCCGGAAUCCACUACAUGUUAAGUAAUUGUUCGCAUUCAAACUUAGCCGGAUUAUAGUUCGUCGCCAAAUACUUAUUACUAUUUCAAACUUUUGUGAAAUCUUACUGCACGUUUCAUACUAGACUUUGAAAUUUUUACUCAGGCAGUCCCGCCUCUUACCUAGUAUUUACAUCCUCUUUGGUUCGAACCAUAGAAUUGGUAGAGAAUAGACCUAGGCAGCCGAGGGAGUGACUUAUAGAGAACAUGCGGCGCUUAGUUUUCUCUUUCUAGAGUAGAUACAAAUUACUGUAUUUCAUACGCAUUGAACAUCGGAUGAAUUCUGGUAUUACUUUUUAUGAAUUGUAUGUUCUAUAAAUAUACGUAUACGCGUGACAGGGUAUUUAACCAGUAGUAAAAUAAUUCCAUUUGAUAUUCACCAAGUCAGUGAGUUUGGGAACUAAUGCUUACUGUAUAAGAAUUGUUUUAAUCUAAUGUCAUCAUAGUGUCUUUCUAUGGACUGUGGACCUUCAAUUCGGCAUAGAAAGUAGCUAUCACUUUAUGCUAUAGCGGUAUACCCUGUCUAGAGUACUAGUACUAGUACCGCUACUAUAUACCACUGGACUGGCGGCUGUCAAACUGCUUUUGUGCCUGUUUGAUAUUCGCCAUUUUGGCGCUGUCUAGCGAGAGUCUGCGGAACUAAAACUAGUGAUGACAAUCUUAGCAAACAUCGAUAGAUGGUGGGAAACUACAAAAAAAAUGUGUACUUUAUUACGUUGAUUCUUGAAGUAUAAAUAACACGGAAAACGAACGGAUCAAUUCAAAAUGCAAAAAUACUUCAGAUUAGUACUUCAAAUAGGUAGGCACAAAAAAUUUGCUGUCAAACAUAUGGAACAGCCUGUUCAGUGGUAUUUAUACAGGUCAGUGCUCGUGCCAUACCUAAAGAAAAUGACGGGUAUUGACCGCAGUCCCCUACUCUAUGCUUCUAUUUUUAUGGCCCGGCCCUAUCUCAAUGUUCUAGUAAAAAACUAUUUCAUGCACCUUGUGGUAUAUUUGCUAGAUAUUCGAUCUCUCUUUUGGUGCCAAUUAGAAUAAUCAUAAUUAAUUAUAGGUACUUAAUAGAUUUUAACCUAUAAAUUAACAUAAGUAUGUACCAAAAGAUGUGUUACCUUAUGCGUAUCUGUACAAACAAAAUAUAAUAUAAUAUAUAUCUACACAGAAAUGAUACAAGUUUAACUUACUGUAAAAUAUUAUGCAACCUUACGAAUUAUAAAAAAAAAACAAUUUUAAGAUUUAUUUUUUCCAAAUAUACCUAUUAUAUAAAAAAUUACCUAUCUAACAUAUUUCAAGAGUCAAUUUAAAAAAAACCUUAUUUAUGUAUUUUUAUAUGUAUUUUUUUAACGUACUAAUGUUAUAAAAUAAAAAUAAAUAUUUUCCACUACAAAAAUAAUUACCUACUCUACAUUGAAAUUCAAAUACCUAUUAAUCAAAAUUAUUUUUAAUGAAACGCGUGGACCCGUAAAAAUAAAUAUCAACAAGUAUUUCAAAAUACCUGAUCGUCAUAAAAAAUGUGGAUGUUGAUCCUGAAAUUGUAUUUUAAUUGAUUUUAUUAUUGUUGGAAUAUUAUUUACAUGAAUUCCUAUAAUUGGAAUAGGUCUUACUUAAAUCUAUUGCAUUUGAUUGGUCUAAUCAGCAGCUGUUUACUUAUUAACAAAAUAUAUUAUUUUGUAUUCGUUUAUUACAACUCUUAUCCCUUUAAAUUAUUGUACUUAAGUAUUAUUUAGGAAAUUAUUGAAAUGUAAUCUCAUUUAAAGUUACCAUAGGUAAGAUUUCCUGUUGCUAUUUUUGGAUAUUUAUUUUGCUAUGCAUUUUAUUAGUUUACUUGAGUAUAAAUAUUUUGUUAUAAAAAAUUAUUAGUAGAUAGUUGAAUGUUGUAGAAUACCUAGUUGUUGUGAUAUAUUAAAAAUAUAAUAUGUGUUAUAUGUGUACUUUAGCUGUAACGACGACACGGCUACUACCGACAAGUGUUUAAAUGAAUUAAAUAUAAUGUGAAGCAA